Messenger RNA from Enterobius vermicularis (human pinworm), 327 nucleotides. The record is from the annotation of a GenBank genome assembly. Lineage: Eukaryota; Metazoa; Nematoda; Chromadorea; Rhabditida; Oxyuridae.
AUGGAUGGCUGUAUGGCAACAACAUUUUUUCCUAAAUCUGUUGCUGCUGAACCGUCAGAUAAAGCCGUAUUCCGUAACAAAGUGACAAAACUGCUAUUUCCAUCCGUUCCGUUGAUUGUACCAAAAAGCUGUUUGUCCUCAGUAGUAUCAGAGGUAAAUCGACCAGAUCACCGCAAUGUUCAACUGCCGGUCCACAGCGCUAAUGAUGGUAAGUUGGCAAAAUUUCGGGACCGAUUACUGCAACAACUUCACUCACUUAGAAGACAUCGGCAUGAAGUUGAGAAGCCAAUCUGUACAGCUCUGUCAACCGCUGAUCUUAUUAGGUAA